This is a messenger RNA of Sphenostylis stenocarpa, 1632 nucleotides long. The record is from the annotation of a GenBank genome assembly. NCBI's taxonomy places the organism in Eukaryota, Viridiplantae, Streptophyta, Magnoliopsida, Fabales, Fabaceae.
AUGUCUGCAUAUAUAGAAGUUGGUUUCUGUAAUAUAAAAGGUAGUUGCAGAUUUUCUACUGCUAAGAUUUGUUUUGCUCAGAAUGUAACGAGGAAGAACCACUGGACACGCUUUACUUUCAGAGCUCAUCAAUCUGAAGCUGUUGAACACGAGAAACGCUUUUUUUCUCUCCCAAGGCCCACAUCGGAAGAUAGUGUAAGAUUAUUUGUUGGGCUACCCCAAGAUGCUGUUUCUCUUGGCAGGAAUACAAUAAACAAAACUAGAGCAAUUGUAGUUGGCUUGAAAGCUUUGAAGCUUUUAGGAGUUGAGGGGGUGGAGCUCCCAAUUUGGUGGGGAAUUGUUGAGAAGGAUGUCAUGGGAAAAUAUGAUUGGUCAAGAUAUCUUGCCAUUGCUGAGAUGGUUCAAAUACUGGGUCUCAGGCUCCAUGUCACACUUUGCUUUCAUGGAUCAAAAGCACCAAACAUUCCACUACCAAGGUGGGUGUCCCAGAUUGGUGAAUCUCAACCCAACAACAUCUUCUUUACAGAUAGGGCAGGACAUCAUUAUAAAGAAUGCCUCUCACUGGCAGUUGAUCAUCUUCCUGUUCUUCAUGGGAAGACUCCAGUCCAAGUCUACCACAGUUUUUUUGAGAGCUUUAAGCUUUCAUUCUCCUCAUUCUUGAGCUCCACAAUAACAGGUAUUACCAUUGGUUUAGGACCAAAUGGUGAGCUAAGAUAUCCAUCUCACAAUCAGCUACCUUCUAAUCACAAAACUAAAGGAGUUGGAGAAUUUCAAUGUUAUGACCAAAACAUGCUCAACUUUCUAAAGAAACAUGCUGAUGAAUCUGGAAAUCCUCUAUGGGGGCUUGGUGGUCCACAUGAUGCCCCUACCUAUGAUCAGUCACCAAACUCCAAUAGCUUCUUCAAGGAUGGGGGUUCUUGGGAGUCUGCAUAUGGGGACUUCUUCCUUUCCUGGUAUGCUGAACAACUUAUAACUCAUGGAGAAAGUCUCCUCUCAUUGGCAACUUCAACUUUCAGUGACACUGGAGUGCAUGUGUAUGGAAAAAUCCCACUUGAGCAUUGUUGGUACAUGACACAUUCUCAUCCAUCUGAGCUAACAGCAGGGUUCUACAACACAAUUAAGAGGGAUGGCUAUGAACCAGUUGUGAAGAUGUUUGCUAGUAACUCCUGCAAAAUGUUAUUACCUGGACUGGACAAGUCAGCUGCAUGCCAACCACAUGAACCACUUUCCAGCCCUGAGAUGCUACUUGAACAAAUUAUGGAAACUUGUAGAAUCCAUGGAGUGAAGGUUUCAGGACAAAAUACAUCAGAGUCUGGUGCUCUAGGGGGAUUUGAACAAAUCAAGAAGAUUUUGUGUGCAGAUAAUGUGUUGGACUUGUUCAUUUACCAGAGAAUGGGAGCUUGUUUCUUUUCACCAAAACAUUUUCCUUCAUUCACUCAGUUUGUUAGGAGCCUUAAUCCUAAGGAAUUGCAUUCAGGUGAUGAGAAAGAAGUAGCUGAUUCACCAACUAAAAACCCAGAAUCAAGUGUGGGCCUUUGGCCCAAACCAUGUCUAUCAAGCAAUGGUCCAAUGGUGCUAUUAAGCAAGGUGCUGAAUCCCUACAAAUACAAUAGCUGUGAUGCAGAACCCUAA